Molecule: messenger RNA, 1276 nt
Organism: Populus nigra (black poplar)
Lineage: Eukaryota; Viridiplantae; Streptophyta; Magnoliopsida; Malpighiales; Salicaceae
Product: myb-related protein 308-like
Exons: 2
Coding region: 129-986 (285 amino acids)
Source: RefSeq, a predicted model, not a curated record
UUGUGCUCAUGACUUGAGCCCGAGUCCCUUCCCAGCUUUGCUCUCUCUCUCUCUCUCUCUCUCUCUCUCUGUUUUUCUCUUUCAUAUUUAAUAUUUGAGAGAGGGAAAAAAUAUAUAUAAGCAAGGACAUGGGAAGGGCUCCUUGUUGCUCUAAGGUGGGGUUGCGUAGAGGACCAUGGACUCCCAAAGAAGAUGCAUUGCUUACCGAGUAUAUCCAGGCUCACGGCGAGGGCCAUUGGAGGUCUUUGCCUAAAAAAUCUGGUCUCCUCAGAUGUGGAAAAAGUUGUAGGCUAAGAUGGAUGAAUUAUUUACGACCAGACAUCAAGAGAGGGAAUAUAACUCCUGACGAGGAUGAUCUCAUUAUUAGAAUGCACUCCCUACUCGGUAACCGGUGGUCUCUCAUUGCUGGAAGACUUCCAGGUCGAACCGAUAACGAGAUCAAGAAUCAUUGGAACACCCAUCUCAGCAAGAGACUUAGAAGCCAAGGAACCGACCCCAACACCCACAAAAAGUUAGCAGAACCAGUAAAACGUGAAGUAAGAAGAAGGACAAGUAACAACGACAAAAACACCAGCAACAAGAAACAGAGCAAAAGCAGGGCUAAACCAGUGCCAGCUGAAAAGCAUAAGGUCCACCUCCCUAAGGCUGUUAGGUUUGCUUCUUUAUCCUUGCCGAGAAAUGACAGUUUUGGAAGCAGUACAACUACUAGCCUGUCUCCAAGCCAAGGAAGGGAUCAAGGGUACUGUUUCGGUACGGAACUUGCAGUGGAUGUUUCUUGGAGUAAUUUUAAGGAUUGUGAUAAUGGGGUUGCCUUUUUUGUUGGAGAUGUUGAUCUUGAUAAUGGUUCAGAUCUCGAAUGCCAAUCUCUUCUGCCUACGACAGACACCUUAGAGAAGCUAUAUGAGGAGUAUCUUCAGGUCCUGAACACAAAUGAUCAUCAAGAUCAAGUAGAAUUGAACUCCUUCGCCGAGUCACUGCUGGUAUGACAAUUAAAUUAAAGAGAGUAAUAAAUUGUGCAGGAAUGAGCUGUAAUAUAUUUUCAAGUUUCGUGGAAGAUGAGCUCGAUUGGCCGGUAGUUAAUUUUCACGUGUUUACCUUCUCUAGCUUCGCUAGCAAUAAACCGAUCGAUCGAGAUGGAGUUCGAGGGUCCAAAUUCUAUGAUUAGAUGAUAAUUAUAUGUAUGACAGCGUAUGCGAGGGAAUUAAUCUUGUGUUCUGUAAUAUUACCCUCAAUGCCAUAUAUAUAAUUAAUAAAUGAACUCCGUAAUUAAUAAUAA